AAGUUUAUAAUCUAAUAUACCAUCCGUAUCAGACAUUUUAGUUACCUAAAGUUUGAAGGUUUUGGUUAGACGUUGUAUGAUACAUUUAUCUUCAUUGUGGCGGUGCGUCAGCUGGAUCAGCUCCUCCAAGUCCAGGCCGGGUUUUGACUUGAUCGCAACCCUGGGCGUACCGCUCGCAUUCAUAUCAAGGAUCAAGCAAUGAUGGGCUAACCAGACAAUCAUGAAACACGGCUCAUGCUUGGACUUGGAUCUAGCCGAUGCAACGGUCAAGCAUUGCAUAGCGCUUACUUGAAAGUUAUAAAAUGUUUACUCCUCUCCGAGUCCUCUCUACCCAUCUGACCUGGCUCCGCAUCUAGGCCAUUUUGAAUCGAGUCCGAGUAGCCGCUGAAUAUAAUGGCGCGCUGUAAGACUUGCACCACUCUAACCGUAGAGGAGUUGAGAAGCCACAUGACCUUCUUCCAUCCCAAUUUGCGAUCUCUCCGGGACUCUGCAACAGCGGGCUGCGACCUGUGUAUGCUAUGCUGGGUUUCCAUUCAACGGAAAUAUCCAACCAAUUCGAUCGAUUCUGUGCUGGAUGGUAGAUUCCCUGCUAAUUAUGAACGCGCAGGGCAGCCCUUGGAUGACGAGCGUGUCUGGUUAACGGGGAUGUUCUCAGACUUGUUCUUGUUCCGCAAUCCAAAAGAGUUAGAUAAUACCACCGGCACAGACAAGACUAAUAACCAAGCCGGUAGUCAUGUGUGGGUAGAUUGUGGCAGCGAAGCGGACCCAGAGGCCAGCGUCGCAAAGGAAAUUUUACAUAGUGAGCUCAGCGUAUUUGCGGAUCCGGGGACGCCUGCUGCUUCUCAGUUCAUAGAACGCCUUUUCGCGGCAUUUAGGAAUAAGGAUAGGGAAGUCGACUUUGCUCGUGUGCUCUUGGAUGGAUGCCAGAAAAGGCACCCGGAGUGUAGAAAUACGGACGAAAAUACGUCGCCGGAAAUGCCUACUCGUGUUCUAGAUAUCGGAGACACCCCAGGAUGGACAAGAUUAGUGCAGCCGCAGCAAUUAGAACUGCGUGAGCCGUACCUCGCACUAUCCUAUUGCUGGGGUCAAGGUGUACGGCACACGACAGAGUUGAAUGAUGGAAACUUUACAUCUUUGCUGGAACUAAUUGACGAAGACACUUUAUCAGCAACACACAAAGAGUGCAUUGCUAUCGCCCGUCAGUUGGGUAUCCGCUACAUCUGGAUCGAUUCUCUCUGUAUUAUUCAGGGGAAUCUCGAGGACUGGAUGUAUGAGUCAAAAAGAAUGGCAGAAGUAUACGGUAAUGCGACACUGACUAUUAUUGCUGGACGAGCCGCAGAUAGUCGUACAGGAUUUAAAGUGAAUAAUAUGGAACAGAUAGUACCCCCUUGUCCAAUACCAUCGACUGAAUAUUCGGAUGGCCUUCAUUUAUGGUUACCCCGUAGAAAGGAAGAGGGGCCUGUCAGUACCAGGGGUUGGUGUUUCCAGGAAAAAGUACUCAGCAGAAGAGCGCUUGUCUAUGCGAAGGAGCAAGUGUACUUCUCGUGUCAACGGUCGAAACUCUGGGAAGAUGGCACAUUAGACGUACAAGAUCCAUCACAUUUGCGAAUAGGAUUAUUCCCGGACCCUUCGGAAGAUAUCGAUGCGGAGUCCAAGAGAAGUGAGCAAAAACAGCUACGCACCUGGAUGCUAAAGCAGUGGUACAAGGAAAUCCUUCCAGAUUAUACACUACGCCGCUUGACAAAUCCGGAUGACAUAUUCGCUGCCAGCAGCAGUAUCGUUCAACUAACACGGAGAAGUAUCAGGUCUCGCUAUCUAGCCGGUGUAUGGGAGGCAGAUAUGGUUCGUGGCCUACUGUGGUGUACCUCGUACUCGGUCAAAUGGAUUCUGAGAAUUUCAUCCUGGCCUAAACCCAUAAGACCUGUUGAUAGAGAUGGACAGACGGUCACUAGAGCGCCGUCAUGGUCGUGGGCAUCGGUCCAAGGCCAAAUAUAUACUCGCCCAGAAUAUAUACGGCAGGACAAGUCUUUCCAGGACCCAACUAACGUCCUCAUACGGCCCUCAUCUUCAUCCAGCAAAUCGGAUUCGCCAAAUGCCGCCCAAACAUCGGCUCCGUCGCCACGGGAAUCCACUCCAGGAUGGACCCUUCUCGAAGAUCCCAACUGCGAUGCCAACAUACUCUACAUGCCCAUCUGCGAGCUCGCCUUCUUCGGCCGUCCCAAACGCGCCCGCUGCACCGCCGCCACACAGUCCGAACUCGCCGCGUUCCCGAGGAUGGGCUGGCCGCAGCGCCGCCUUGCCCUCGCGGAGCAAGGCUUCGUGGCGCUCCUCCAGCCCUCUGAGGCCGAACAUGCAACGCUGGAGGAGCUUAAAUUACCUACGAAUCAGGGUUUUGCUAUCACCUGUUUCGAUAUAGCCGAGGAACGUGCAGGGGUCGAGGACUGCUGGUUUCUGCCCGUUCUUAAGGACAGACGAGAGGGGUUGCUGCUGCGUAAAGACGAAUCGGACGGAAAAUUUCGGCGCCUGGGUCUUGUGGUAUUAGUAAAAGAGCAGUUUCUACCAUGGUUAAUCAGUGGACCUGAGGAGGAAGUUCAUUUAGUCUAGUCACCAGAAGACUGUCCCACGGAACCUCGCCCUAGUUUUUGUCUUCGUAA
Molecule: messenger RNA, 2654 nt
Organism: Daldinia caldariorum
Lineage: Eukaryota; Fungi; Ascomycota; Sordariomycetes; Xylariales; Hypoxylaceae
Product: HET-domain-containing protein
Exons: 7
Coding region: 394-2604 (736 amino acids)
Source: RefSeq, a predicted model, not a curated record